AUGAAUACAUGGGGCAUCGUGAACUCAUACGGCGUCUUUCAACCCUACUACACCACUACCCUCUCACGUCCACCAUCCGAUAUCGCCUGGAUCGGCUCCUUCGAGGUGUUUCUCCUCUUCUUCAUCGGCGCAUUCACCGGCCGGCUCACUGACGCUGGCUACUUUCGGCCCCUGUUCAUCGCGGGCUUCAUCCUUGUAGUCUUAGGGAUGGUCACGACCUCUUUCUGCACACAGUACUGGCAGUUCUUCCUCGCGCAGGGUAUCUGCAUGGGCCUCGGCAAUGGCUUUCUUUUCUGCCCUAGUCUCUCCACGGCAUCGACCUACUUUGACAAGAAGAAGGCCCUUGCCCUAGGAUUUGUGUCGAUUGGUAGCUCGACCGGUGGUAUGAUUUAUCCUAGCAUGGUGAGGCAGCUGCUUCCCAAAAUCGGCUUUGGGUGGACUAUUCGGGCGAUCGCGCUGGUGCAAAUGGUGACGUUGCUCGUCACGUCACUCAUCUUGAAACCUAGAAUCAAGCCGAGGAAGGCUGGGAGUCUGGUCGAGUGGGCGGCCUUCAAGGAGUUGGAGUACUCUUUCUAUGCCCUUGGGUCAUGGCUGAACUACCUCGGCGUUUUCUUCGCAUCAUAUUACAUCGCCUCGUACUCCCGCGACAUCGUCGGACUGAGUUACACAUCCUCGCUCAACCUCCUACUCCUCCUCAACGGCACCGGCGUGCCCGGGCGCCUCAUCCCAGCCUACUUCGCAUCCUACUACAUCGGCACGGUCAACAUGUUCAUCCCCAUGUCGUUCAUCUCCGGCAUCAUGAUGCUCUGCUGGCCGGCCGUGUCCUCCGUCACGGGGCUCUACGUCUGGACGACCUUCUACGGCUUCUUCACGGGGGCGAUCCAGAGUCUCAUGCCCUCCGGCAUCGGCACGCUGACGGCGGACCCGAGGAAGCAGGGGACGCGGAUGGGCAUGACCUUCACGCUCAUCUCGUUUGCGGUGCUCAUCGGACAGCCCAUCGCGGGCGCCAUCAUCUCGGCUGAGGGUGGCAAGUACACGGGGGCGCAGGCGUACGCGGGGACGUGUAUGUUGGCUGGAAUGUGUUUCCUCAUCGCGGCGAGGAUGGCGAGGGCGAGGAAGCAUGGGAAGUGGUUGUGGAUCAAGGUUUGA
Molecule: messenger RNA, 1149 nt
Organism: Colletotrichum chrysophilum
Lineage: Eukaryota; Fungi; Ascomycota; Sordariomycetes; Glomerellales; Glomerellaceae
Exons: 3
Coding region: 1-1149 (382 amino acids)
Biological process (GO): transmembrane transport
Cellular component (GO): fungal-type vacuole membrane
Molecular function (GO): transmembrane transporter activity
Source: RefSeq, a predicted model, not a curated record